CGGCGGGCGGGUGGCCGGCCGCUCACCAUGCCCGGCAAGCACCAGCAGUUCCAGGAACCCGAGGUCGGCUGCUGCGGGAAAUACUUCCUGUUGGGCUUCAACAUCAUCUUCUGGGUGCUGGGAGCCCUGUUCCUUGCCAUCGGUCUCUGGGCCUGGGGUGAGAAGGGUGUUCUCUCCAACAUCUCAGCAUUGAUGGAUCUGGGAGGCCUCGACCCCGUGUGGCUGUUUGUGGUGGUUAGGACCAUCAUGUCAGUGUUGGGCUUUGCCGGCUGCAUUGGGGCCCUCCGGGAGAACACCUUUCUGCUCAAGUUUUUCUCUGUGUUCCUCGGCCUCAUCUUCUUCUUGGAGUUGGCAACAGGGAUCCUGGCCUUCGUCUUCAAGGACUGGAUUCGAGACCAGCUCAACCUCUUCAUCAACAACAAUGUCAAAGCCUACCGGGACGACAUUGACCUCCAGAACCUUAUUGACUUUGCUCAGGAAUACUGGAACCUCAAUAUCUGUUUCAACUGCACUGACUUGAACCCAAGCCGGGAGCGCUGCGGGGUGCCUUUCUCCUGCUGUGUCAGGGAUCCUGCGGAAGAUGUCCUCAACACUCAGUGUGGCUAUGACAUCCGGCUGAAACUGGAGCAGGGCUCCAUCCACACCAAAGGCUGCGUGGGCCAGUUUGAGAAAUGGCUGCAAGACAACCUGAUCGUGGUGGCCGGGGUCUUGGUGGGCGUCGCGCUCCUCCAGAUCUUUGGCAUCUGCCUGGCCCAGAACCUCGUGAGUGACAUCAAGGCAGUGAAGGCCAACUGGAUCACACACGGUGAUGGCUACAAACUACUCAAUCAACAACACUUUGCAAACCACUGACUUCUAUGCCCACCGUCUGGAAGGGUCUGUCAGCUGUGAGCCUGAACGGAGCUCUCCAGUGAGGGCCCUGGCCUGGACCCAGCCUCCCAACAGGGUCUCAUAGGCCUGGGUAGCUUCUGCACUCGAGACAGCCUUUCAACUUAAAAGUCCAUCUCUCCUGCUUUGAAGAAUGAUUUGACAGGCCACACCAGCUCUUCAGUGGCAGCGGCAUCCAUGACGGGUCCUGCCUGCUCUAUUCUCACCUAAGUGUCCUACCUGACCCCCAGGAAUGGGGAGUUGGCCUCCCCCAUCUCGUGGAUCAUUCCCUGCAAAUACUGUGAGGCUGUUGCGACAUACACAAGAAGAAUGAAGUGCCGAACCCCACCUCUUAAAAGGGUCUAGCCUGGGAGGGUCACAGCUCUGCUGGGGACUGAAUUGAGUGCCGGAAUACCCAAGAGAGGUGGGUGGGACAUCAGGAAGAUUGUGCAAAGGCAGCUGCUGUUAAGUCCUUGGCUGGGCACUCCGCCUUGGAAUGGAGAUCAAACCCCGCAUGGCCUGCAGGGAUGUCUUGUGGCCACCAGAGGGCGCACCAGCACCACAUUCUCUGCGGUUGGCUUCUUGCC
Messenger RNA from Jaculus jaculus (lesser Egyptian jerboa), 1454 nucleotides. Its product is annotated as tetraspanin-17-like. The record is from RefSeq and is a predicted model, not a curated record. Gene Ontology annotation, biological process: protein maturation; regulation of vascular endothelial growth factor signaling pathway; protein localization to plasma membrane. The coding region runs from base 28 to 852 and encodes 274 amino acids. Lineage: Eukaryota; Metazoa; Chordata; Mammalia; Rodentia; Dipodidae. The transcript has 2 exons. Gene Ontology annotation, cellular component: membrane.